Messenger RNA from Thunnus maccoyii (southern bluefin tuna), 5634 nucleotides. RefSeq lists its product as uncharacterized. Bases 404 to 5068 code for a protein of 1554 amino acids. The transcript has 5 exons. Lineage: Eukaryota; Metazoa; Chordata; Actinopteri; Scombriformes; Scombridae. The record is from RefSeq and is a predicted model, not a curated record.
CGUUCCUCGUGCAGUUCAGAAGCUUUAUUUACAUGUGAAGUCAUUGUUGGGAGGGACAGCAACGUGUGGCGUUUGGCAAGAGAGAAGAGCACCUCUGUGAUUGUUUAGUUUUCAUUAGUGCUGCUUGGAAUGCAGCUGGGGAGGUGGAGGGGGGUCUUGUAUGCAGCGGCGGACUUUACCAUCAGGCAAGGGCUGCAUUACACCCGCACCCUUCAUCGCCAAUUGCGCAUAAUGGAAAAGCUGUCCAGACAGGACGGAUGGAUAGCAAGAUAAAGUGUGGGCAGGAUGUGAUGGAGGAGUGUCCUGGCUUAGCUGAAUCAUGUUUUACGAGGGAUCCAAAGUGAUGACUUGUGUCUUUUGGUUCAGCAAUCAAAAAACCCAAAGACAUAGAAGAUCAUAAAAAAUGGAGAACGGGGACACCUGCAGCCUGAAGGAACAAAAGAUGAUUGAUGCUAACACAAUAUGGCAGUGGCGCAUCAUGCUUGUAAAGAAAUAUUCGAAAAAUCCAGACCCAUUCUAUCAUUGCAAUAAAAUAGGAUUAGAUUUUAAUGUUGGAUCCAGCACACAGAAAAAACUGGACUUAAAGUUGUUGACAAAUGGUGUCAUACUUGAGGUCUGUGACUUUGCUAAAACGGUUAAUAAAAGUAAAGAGCAUCUGAUCCCAAACGUUCUGGAGAACAAGUUUGAUCUUCGAUUGGAAAGCGAACAAAUAUUAACAACUCGAUUUCGUCUCAAAAUCAGAGACCUAAUCAAAAAACCGCCCAAAGAUGAACGAGAAGCUUUUCCUUACUUUGACACCUCAUCUAAUCCAGAACUUAACAGCAACAGCAGAAAUGGACUGAACAUGGCAUCUACAGAAUGUAAGACUGAAGGACACUUGGUGGAAGUGGAUGACAAUGAUGAUAGUGAACAAGAAGACAAAUCCAAGUGUUCACACGCACCAUCUAAGAAAUACAAAAAAACAGAAAGUCUCUCAGAGGAGAUAGAUGGACUACAUGCUGCUGACAAUGAACUUGAGGAUGAAUUAAAGUCCUCAGGUGAACAGUCAACAGAGGAAAUCAGAGAUGAUGUUCCUCCCUCCUCAUUCCCUUAUUGUGAAGAAAUUGGUCUGAACCUCGAUGCUGGAUCAAAACAAAGUCUAGAUCCAGGUUUAUUGACAAAGGGUGUGAUGUUAGAACUGCUACAUCUCCGUAAAGCAGUGACUGCAUUCUAUAGCCCUAUUGUUCUGGCUGUGUUGGAGCAUAAUUUUGAACUUGACAUAAAAAGUAUAAAGGCAAAAAAUCAAAUUUGGUUUAAGAUAUCACACCUGCUGAGAAGGAGCAACGCCAAUGCUGUCAAAAACAGCCAAGAGUUUAAAAAUGAGCCAUUUACCUUUGAGACAAACCCCAUGAAAGUGCACAGAAAAGUGCAGACAAAUGCGCUGUCUAAUAUGAGAGUCCCACUAUAUGAAUUUAAGGAAGUAACAAAACGAAGGCAGUCUGAUUUAAAAAGUAAACAAAAAAAGAGGGCUCUUUUAACAACAAAUGAACAGGUAACCAAGAGGUGCAGAAGUGGACAGUCUGAACACAUGGAGACAAAUAACCAUCAAAUAUUGAAUGGCCAUGGCUACACAUGUCCUCUAGGAGAGUCUGAUCUAGACUCAGACAAAGUCACAGAUUCAGGAAACGCUGGCAAUCAGGAUCACUCACAAAACUCAACAAGAUGUUCAAUGUUGAGUCCCGACAUACCUAGAAAAUCAAGUUAUCUGGGUACUCAUGAGCCUUUCCUCACCACCACUGAUGGUUCAUCCAGUUUACCAAUCGUAAACUCAAGUGCGAACCCACUGUUUGCAAGUUAUCCUGACAAAAGAGAGCCAUGUAGAGGUGAAGAGCAAACACAGAAUCCAAGAAAUAUAAUAAAGAAAUGCGACUUGGAACAAGAGGAAAUGGAAACUGAGAAUGACAUGUGGAAGUUGCGUGCCAACCGCGUUAAACAAAUUCUAUCCGCACUAGACCGUUCAUUGCAGUGGUCCAAGAAAGUUGGCCUGGAUUUCAAUGUUGGAUUUGGCCCAAAGCAAAACCUCAGUGUUGAAUCUUUGACUAAUUCUAUUCUGCUUGAAGUUGCUAAAUUUGCCUUGGCGAUGAAUUCAUCCCAACAGGAUUUCAUCAUGGAGAUUCUUGAGUACAACUUUGACCUCGAGAUACAGAGUAAAUACCUUAGGAGUACUUUUGAGCAUGAAAUUAUGACUGCAGUGAGACAGCUGAAAGGUUGUGAAGAUGCUGUCAGAUUCUCAAAAGAGGUCUUUGAACUUCCACGUCCCAUGUUAUCAUUUAUAAUGGCAAAUCAGAGCACAGACAGUGUAUCAAGGAUGGACUGUGACACCCCAGGUUCACAUGCUGAAACUAAAGAGCAUAUUUCCCAGAAAAGCGAGAACCUUCAUCCUUUCUGCAAGGAAAUAGGUCUGAGGCUACACAUGAACAAUCACAAACCAAAUGAAAAACUGGACAUAAGAAAACUGACCAAAGGAGCAGUGACUGAAGUGACGAACUUUGCAGAAAAGUUGUGUGGUACAUUUGAGCAGAUAUGUCUUGAUAUCCUCAUACACAACUUUGAUUUUGAAUUGCAAAGUGGAGAUUCUGACCUUGCCAGAGACAUUGUUGUGCAAAUUCCUUUUGUAAAGGAUCAGAGGAAUCUGUCAAAUUGCGCACAAUCUUACAGAAAAUUGAAGCGCUUUAAAAAAGAUUUCCCAGUAAUGACAAAACUGGAUUGUCAGAACAACCCCAGUUUAGAUGCAUGUACUACUGGAUCUUCCCAGGCCUCAGAUUUAGACCGAAAUGUAGGCAGUUCCAUUGACAUUGAUCAACAAAGUGAAGACAAUAAAAAUCUGUGGAAAUUGCGUACUGAUCGUGUCCAGCGCAUUUUCUCAAUGCCUCAUGAAGAACACUGCCCACUGUAUUCUUACUCAAGAUGCAAGAAAUUAGGCAUUGAUUUCAAUUUAGGAUCUGGAGUAAAACAAAACCUUGAUCCAAAUUUACUGACCAAUGGUGUCAUGGUUGAAGUUUACACUUUUGCUACAGCACUGCAGUCAGCUCGAAAGCAUUUCAUUACAGAUAUACUGGAGUAUAAUUUCCAUCUUAAUUUGAAGGAUGAGCUGUAUCGUGUUGCCUUUGCACAGAAAAUUCAGACAAAAAUCAGAGUAAUGAAUUUAUCUCGAAAAUCUAGCACCCCUCGAAUGAAAAUGCCCUUUGAACUCCCUGACUCGAGGUGCAUGGAAGAGUCGCAUCAUGCUAGAACUACAGUCUGCCCCAAAUGCUACCAAGACAGAAAUGAUGAUGAAAGGCUUCAUCAGGAUGAAUCUGACCCGGAUCACAUGCAUCAUCCUCAUCCAAAUGCCAUGACUGAUGCAAUCUCUGCUAGUGCAAACUGUUUGGCACAAAAGCCAACAAAUGAUCCGUCCACUGCCUUCCCAAUGAUGGAGGAAACAAUCAUGCAGAGUUACCCUAGUUGCAAGAAAAUAGGUUUAAGCCUGUGUGUGAACAAGGACCAGCCAAAGGACAAGCUUAGCACCCAUGUACUGACACUGGGGAUUAUGAAUGAAGUGGCUCAUUUUGCCCAAAAAUUGUGUGGGGUAUCAAAAAAUAAGAUCAUAAAUGAGGUUCUUGAACACAAUUUCAACUUUGGCUUCCAGAACAGAGACAUAAAUCCUGCACUGCAGUUCUGCAGAAUGAUGACACAAACCAACAGAGGGCUUUCUUGGUUCAGUGAAGUUUUUGUCGUUCAGCCAUGUUCUCACAGAGUCCCUGGAGAUGUGAGUAAACUGAAAGAGGUAUCUGCCAUGCAGAAAACUGAAAGGAAGGAAACAACCAAAAAAAGAAAGCUAGCACUGCAAACAAAGAAGGAAAGAGCCUCACUACUAAGUCAAAAUAAGCGUGUUGUAAAAACAAGGAAACAUGUUCAGGAUAGAAGACCGCGCUUUCCAGUUUGCAAGGAAAUAGGUCUGGACCUUGAUGUGACAUUAAAAUCAGAGGACAAAGAAAAACUGGACUUGAAGCUAUUGACCAGAGCUGUAGUGUAUGAAAUACAUAAAUUUGCAGCUAAGAGAGCACGACAGUAUUUCCCACGCACUGUGUUUGACAUCCUUGACUACAACUUUGAUCUUAGUUCACAACAUUACAGGCGCUGGGAAUUUUCCAUAGCUGUUGCAUCCCAAAUCAAAACCAUGGUCAAACAAUAUUGGAAAAAGCUAGACAGAGCACAGGAGGUCUUUGAAUUGCCAUUUGUGUUUGAUCCCAAAGCUUCACAAAGGUUCGUAAAAGAGAGACAAAAUAAGAAAAGUGCAAACACUCCCCUGGAAGAACCAAACAAGAAAACAAAUGAACAGGGUAGAUUCGUGAGACAAAUGAGAUACUGUCCAAAUAUCAAUCGCAUCCGUUUUCUCGAUAAUUUCAAAAUUGAGGCACCUUGGUUUGAUGAGGACACAAAAUCCCUAACAGAUUCUGAUGCCAUAAUGCAGGUGAAUGGGAGUACAUGCAGUGCAGGUUGUGACAGUCAUAUCCAGGGUAACAUGCAGAUUAAAGUGGAGGGAUAUGGUACACAUUAUGGCGAUAUGAAACCAGAACCAGACAAUGAGGAAAAACAUCAUCCACAUGUCAAACCAGAGUCAAAUACUGAAGAUGUCAAGUAUUUAGUCUCAGGUGACCCUGCAGGGUCCCUUGGAUAUACUUUAACUGUAUGUCCGAACUCUGAAAGCAAUAUCAAAACAGAAUUGGACACUGAUGACGUCCAGUAUUACAUCCUGGCUGAACCACAAGGACCUGAAGGAUACACUAUGCUAGCUGUAUGCCCAAACACUGAGGGUAGCUUCAAAACUGAAUCAUACACUGAGGAUGUUGAGUAUUUAGUCACAGUUGAAGGACCAGGAUCCCCAGAAUACUCUGUGAUAACCAUAUGUCAGGACACUGAGAAUGCAUUGAUCAAAGAAGAGCAAGAAAAUGUGCCAGCUGACUCGUACAUUCAGAUGGUGGUGUCUGAUUUACGUCAGGGAGUUGCGUCAUACACAGAAAAUGAAGUGGACAUUAAACAGGAAUGAUGUCAUUUAAUGCUGCAGGAAUGUAUAAGUGUGCAAUCUUAAACAAGAAAUAGAGGUGUGGGAGCCUGAAAUACAACAAAAAGAUGGAUGUGAUUCACUACAUCCAAUUGUAUGCUUGGAAGCUUCAACCAAUAAAGGCUUAAGAGCCAGGGUUGGAAAUGUUUUAAAUUUAUCUCUUCUUUUUUUUAUGGUCAGCUGUGGUUUGGAUUUGUAUGAUGAGUAAACUUUGUGGAUUUAACCAUUGAAGACAUUACAUUUUUUUUAAAAAAGUGUAUUUUUACCUGUACCAUUCUAUUUUUAUUGGUGCCUUUUCUGACCUAAUUUGUAGUCAUGUAUGUGUAUUUUUUAUGUUUUUAAAGAACAGCUUACUGACCAUGAAAAUGAACAGGUUUUGUUUAUUACAAAAUAUGUGGUGAUUUCUUUCUUACCUGUUAUGGUAAAUGAGUGUCUGUAAUAGAAUUAUUUUUAUACACUUUAUGAUACACUGGGUACAUGACCUGGAUCUUGAUGGACUACUAUAUUGUUCUUUGCUGCUUUAGUACAUUUUAUAUAAAGUUUUGAAAACA